CUUGCCAAUUUGGAAAAUGAGAUCCGUCAAGGCAGCAAUUUUGCUCGCUGGCAGUUUGCUGCUGUUGGCACUGCCCGUACAGUCGGCACCUGGUAACCUGAACGGUCGUGUGGUGGGCGGUGAGGAUGCGGGGAAAAAUCAGUUUCCCCACCAGGUGUCCCUGAGGAACGGUGGCUCCCACACCUGUGGAGGUUCGAUUCUGUCCAGGAACUACAUCUUAACCGCCUCCCAUUGUGUGUCCAACGAGGACGCGAAUCAUGUGAUUACGCCGAUUGCGGCCGAGCGUUUCACCAUUCGAGCGGGCUCCAACGACCGAUUCAGCGGUGGAGUAAUUAUCCAAGUGGCCGAGGUGAUUGUCCACGAGGAGUACGGCAAGUUACUAAACGACGUGGCCCUGCUGCGACUAGAGACGCCACUGAUCCUGUCCGCGAGCACUCAGCCCAUUGCUCUGCCCACCGAGGAUACGCCAGCGGAUGUGGACGUCAUCAUUUCCGGCUGGGGAAGGAUCAAGCACCAGGGAGAUCUGCCGCGUUAUCUCCAGUACAACACCCUGAAGUCCAUUUCCUUGGAUAGGUGCAACCAGCUGAUCGGCUGGGGAAUCCAGAGCGAGUUGUGUCUCAUCCACGAGGCCAACAAUGGGGCCUGCAAUGGGGACUCUGGUGGUCCGGCCGUGUAUAACAACGAACUGGUGGGCGUGGCCGGGUUCGUGUGGUCUGCCUGUGGAACCACCUAUCCAGAUGGAUAUGCCAGGGUGUACUACCACAACGCAUGGAUCAGGAAUAACUCGGAUGUGAAAUAUUGGGGAGAGGUGAUCCAAUUGGAUCUAUACAAGAUCGGACAUCUGCGGCUAUAUUUGGACGAUAAGUUAUUGAUGGUUGGGCAUUGCCCAUUUGAAAAAAUGACAACCGGUAAAGUCACGAUUUUGUUCUGCAGCUUCCUGCUGUUCCUGGUGCUCCCCGUACAGUCGGCACCUGGUAAACUAAACGGCCGAGUGGUGGGCGGUGAGGAUGCGGUGAAAAAUCAGUUUCCCCACCAGGUGUCCCUGCGCAACGGUGGCUCCCACACCUGUGGAGGCUCGAUUCUGUCCAGGAACUACAUCUUAACCGCCUCCCAUUGUGUGUCCAACGAGGACGCGAAUCAUGUGAUUACGCCGAUUGCGGCCGAGCGUUUCACCAUUCGAGCGGGCUCCAACGACCGAUUCAGCGGUGGAGUAAUUAUCCAGGUGGCCGAGGUGAUUGUCCACGAGGAGUACGGCAACUUCCUAAACGACGUGGCGCUGCUGCGACUAGAAACCCCACUGAUCCUGUCCACGAGCAUUCAACCCAUUGCUCUGCCCACCGAGGACACGCCAGCGGAUGUGGACGUCAUCAUUUCCGGCUGGGGAAGGAUCAAGCACCAGGGAGAUCUGCCGCGUUAUCUCCAGUACAACACCCUGAAGUCGAUAACGACGGAGCAGUGCGAGGAGCUGAUCGAGUUUGGAUUCGAGGGCGAGCUGUGCCUGAUCCACCCGGUGGACAAUGGUGCUUGCAAUGGCGACUCCGGUGGCCCGGCCGUAUAUAACAACGAAGUGGUGGGCGUGGCCGGAUUCGUCGUGGGCAGGUGUGGGACCAGCAAUCCGGACGGAUAUGCCAGGGUGUUCUACUUCAAGGACUGGAUCAAAAAGCACUCUGAUGUCUAAGAAUAUCAAACAAGAAAUGCUUGUGUUAAUUAAAACUAGGACAUAACAAGUUUUUUUUUUGAGUUUGAGUUUAAAUAUGAAAACUUUAUAAAUAAAAAAUGUUUUAUGUAUUAUUGUUAAUUAUGGCAAAGCGGAAACCUAAAAAGUAGGUGUAUUACUUGGUAUUUCAUGAAAUUAAAAUUCGAUUAAAUUCAAUGCUCUAUA
Drosophila erecta is the source of this 1882-nucleotide messenger RNA. RefSeq lists its product as uncharacterized. Lineage: Eukaryota; Metazoa; Arthropoda; Insecta; Diptera; Drosophilidae. The transcript has 3 exons. Gene Ontology annotation, molecular function: serine-type endopeptidase activity. The record is from RefSeq and is a predicted model, not a curated record. Gene Ontology annotation, biological process: proteolysis. The coding region runs from base 17 to 1678 and encodes 553 amino acids.